AUGUAUUAUAUUGAAGAGGAACAAGUGAUAGAACAAUGGAUAAUACAAAUACCACUUACAUUUAUACUUUUGGAAAUUAUUGCAAUUUGCAUCGUACGUUGUAUUUUGGCAUUUUUAACAAUAAGAAAAUAUAAGCGUAAACGAUUUUAUUAUCAUCAAGCGCUUAUUAUGGAUAGUUCAUAUUUUGCUGGUGCACCAUCAUAUGUUGACAAAUAUCUGGAAGAUUCAGUAGAGAAAGAGAAUGCAAUUCGGAAAGCAGCUAUAAGUACUCCUGUACCGGAAAAAUUAAAUAAAGAUAGUAAAAAUAUUACAACUGAUAACAAAGUUUCAAUUGUAAAAGCAGCAACAGCAAUGAUGAAAGCGACAAAUGCAAAAAAACAAAACAAAUUUUAA
Molecule: messenger RNA, 393 nt
Organism: Cercopithifilaria johnstoni
Lineage: Eukaryota; Metazoa; Nematoda; Chromadorea; Rhabditida; Onchocercidae
Source: the annotation of a GenBank genome assembly